AUGGCAACACCCUCCGCGGAGUGCUUGGGACGAAGCAUCGAUUCGCCUUUCGAUGAGGAUGCAGAAGUGAUUGAUCUGAAAGUAGACCCGGUGCGCUCGAACAACACUGCAAUUUCGGGUUCGAGCCUGGCAGGUGCGAUCGUGAAGACAUUGCAAACUAUGCAGGCCAUUCGCCCCAAUGUCAUUCGCGCAGCGAGGGCGCACACGAUGCUUCGUCGCUUCGGCAGGGCCUUUCGAGGAAAUGCAGAGGGCUUGCACGAGGUCAGUUUCGCAGCGGAGAAAAUCGACGAGUUCUGGUCCCACAGCUGGCAGACGUCCGCUUGGAUGAAGGUCGCCACCCUCUGGUUUGUGAACAACGGCUAUGCGGCAGCCGUGAUCGGAAUGAUCUGUGCGGUUGUGGCUUGCCUUCUGUGCCUGCUAGAGGUGCUGCCGCUGCAGCUGGCAGCAGGUGUUCGUUAUCCCUGGUGUGCUCUCUUCGGGACACUUGGCUACUGCCCAACUCUCCUUUUUUGGCGGCGAAGGAGUAAGGUCUUUGUGGACGUGGUGUGCAUCGACCAAGCCGACGAGGAGUUUAAGGCCUUGGCUUUGGUCAGCAUUCCCGCCAUCCUGCAGCGAUCGGAGGCGAUGCUUGUCGUGUGGGAUGCAACGUGGGCCAGCCGAUUGUGGUGCGUUUUUGAGCUUGCGGCCUUUCUGCACAGCCGCGGCCCCAACCAGAAAGUGAAGCUGCUGAUACGGCCCAUUAUAUUGGGACCUUGCCUUUUAGCAGUUGCUGCUGGCCUUUUGGUUGCCACGUUGGCCUUUUCCAUACACUUUACCGAUGACCACGCCGAAAACUGGCAGAGCACGCUUGGAAUUGUCCUGAUUGUGGCGUCUUUCUGCUUGGUGAUCUCUACUCACCUCCUCCGAGUUUUCUGUCGGAGUAUCGACAGUCUCCAAAAGCAGCUGGAGAAUUUCCGCGUAGAGAACACUCGCUGCACCUGCUGCGACUGCAACCACAUUCAGCGUGGCACAGGACAGCCGAUGAUGUGUGACAGAAAAGUGCUGUCUGAAGUCAUUAUUAGCUGGUUCGGCAGCAUCGAAAAGUUUGAAGAGGAAGUCCGCGGGCGAGUAAGAACGACGCUCUUACGACAGAUUUUCAACGUGCGAUUUGUGUACUUUCAGCUCUGUGCCGUCGCCAGUUGUGUUCUGUGGUAUUACAUGGACCGGGCUGUCUGGGACGUCGCCUAUGGACACUUCGGCGUCACCGAGGGGCUGUUGGCAGGAUUGCGGUCCUUGGUAUGGUGGCUGGCUCUUGAACCAACUGUUUUCAUUCUUGGCGUCGGGCUAUGCUGGCUGUUCCGCCACCGAUGUAGCAAGUAUCUCGCGCUCGAUGUCUACGUCACGGCCAACCUCAUGAGUCUUCCCUCGAUUGUUCUCAUCGGCUUGGUGCUGCUUGAGGUUCUGCUGGAACCCGGGACAUCAAUCCAAGGCGGAAUGGUGUUUGCAGCCGUUAUGGCUUGCGUCGUGGUUGGUUCGUGGUAUUUUGUGUGCAGAUGCUUUCCGCGCUGA
Molecule: messenger RNA, 1548 nt
Organism: Symbiodinium sp. CCMP2456
Lineage: Eukaryota; Dinophyceae; Suessiales; Symbiodiniaceae
Source: the annotation of a GenBank genome assembly